AGUGCCAUGACAAGCGCUCAGCGACACAUGUGUCCGUUUCCCUGUGGGCUUGUGCCUCUCUCGUUCGAGGAUCCUGAGAGUAUUUAUUAGUGUCCAAACAGAAUGGCUUCUCUUGCUUCCAUUGACCCUAGUGCAUCGGUUUAUCAGCCAGCCCAGUUGCUCAACUGGGUAUACCUGACCCUUGCGGACCAGCCUAAUUCCAAUGACCAGGCGAAAUUCAACUUACCUCCUCUGUCUACGACGUUUCUUCAAUCCGGUAACAACUACAGUGGCUUUCAUAACAAUAGUUUCUCCAGUAAUGGUUACAACAGCAGCCUCAGUCCAGGUGCAUUAGCUGACCUUACCGACCACUUUUCUGAUCUGGCUCUUGGAUUUGAAAGAAAACCAACCAAGAAACCGCCGCCUAACUACCUGUGUCAUCUGUGUUUCAAGAAAGGACACUACAUCAAAGACUGUCCGCAGGCUAGGCCUAAAGGUGAAGGUUUAACGCCUUAUCAGGGAAAGAAGAGGUGUUUUGGUGAAUACAAGUGUCCCAAAUGUAAGCGAAAGUGGAUGAGCGGAAACAGCUGGGCCAAUAUGGGACAAGAGUGCAUCAAAUGCCACAUAAACGUUUAUCCUCAUAAACAGCGCCCUCUAGAAAAACCUGACGGCUUAGAUGUUUCUGAUCAAAGCAAGGAGCACCCGCAACAUCUCUGUGAAAAGUGCAAGACACUUGGAUAUUAUUGCCGUAGGGUUCAAUAAACCUACUAUGUAGGGGGAAAAAAAGAGAGCCUACGUGACAUGUUGGACAUAUUGACCUGCAUUGCAUACUCAUAACUUAUAUGUUUUUAUAUUUUUGUGCAGUAUUUAAGUUGAAGGUUGUUGUUUGAUAGUAACCUUUAUAAUCAUUCAACGUUGCAGAAAUAACGUAGAGCUUAAAUGUUGUAAACAUAGUGAAUCCCUUUGUUUGUUUUUUAGUUGAUGAAAAUAUUUAUACGUUUUGAUUAUUAACAGAAAAA
Limulus polyphemus (Atlantic horseshoe crab) is the source of this 998-nucleotide messenger RNA. RefSeq names its product zinc finger CCHC domain-containing protein 24-like. The transcript is spliced from 4 exons. Gene Ontology annotation, molecular function: nucleic acid binding; zinc ion binding. Bases 103 to 741 code for a protein of 212 amino acids. The record is from RefSeq and is a predicted model, not a curated record. NCBI's taxonomy places the organism in Eukaryota, Metazoa, Arthropoda, Merostomata, Xiphosura, Limulidae.